Messenger RNA from Quercus lobata, 2079 nucleotides. RefSeq lists its product as uncharacterized. The transcript has 4 exons. Gene Ontology annotation, molecular function: zinc ion binding. Bases 1 to 2079 code for a protein of 692 amino acids. Lineage: Eukaryota; Viridiplantae; Streptophyta; Magnoliopsida; Fagales; Fagaceae. The record is from RefSeq and is a predicted model, not a curated record.
AUGGGUAAGGAUUGUGGUUCUGAUAUUAGCAAGAGUGAUGAGCUGAUUUCUCCUAAGCCCACAUCUGAAGAGGAUAACUGUAACACCAAAAAAAAUCUUGAAUUUAAUGAAACUGAUAUGGCCUGUCCAGAACUUGUGAAAGGUUUGAAGUUUGGUGACGUUGCCACUUUUAGAGAUUUAUGUUUUGUGAAGAACAAUAAAGACAAGGUGAUUGUGAGAUGUAAAGCUAAAGGGUGCAAAUAUAGGGUUUAUGGUUCUCAAGUAACAGAUGAAAUGACCUUCCAAAUUAAGACAUUGAACCCCACUCACACUUGCACUAGGGCAUACAAAAAUUCAGCAUGUACAUCAAGGUGGAUUUCUAAGAGGUAUAUGCAGAAGUUUAGAUAUGAUUUAAACUGCCCUACCGUUGGAUUGCAGCAAGAGAUCAAGGAUAAGUUUCAUGUUGAUGUGGGUAGGAUGCAGGUGUAUAGGGCAAGGAAAAGUGCUGAAAAAGUAAUUGAUGGUGAUGAUAAUGAACAAUAUAAUAGAAUUUGGGACUAUUGUGAGACAUUAAAGGCUACAAAUGUGGGUACCACUACAUUGAUGGUGGUGGAUAGGCCUACUCUUGAUGUGGCAGAUGGACGUUUCUUGAAGGGUAACCAAAAAGGACAAAUCUUAAGUGCUGUGGGGAGAGAUGCCAAUGAUAACAUGUACCCCAUUGCUAUGGCUAUUGUAGAAACUGAGAGCAAGGAUAGUUGGUCUUGGUUCCUUGAUUGCUUGUUGAAGGAUCUUGGCCCAAUUGAACAACAUGGAUGGGCAUUUAUUUCAGAUAGACAAAAGGGCUUGAUCCAAAGCUUUGACGUGGUCUGUCCUAUGGCAGAUCAUAGGUCAUGUGUGAGGCAUUUGUAUGCCAAUUAUAGAGAUAAAGGCCACAAGGGGAAAGCACUUAAGGACAAGUUGAGGGCUGCAGCUACAGCAUAUACAGAGCAUGAGUUUCUUGAACAAAUGGGUGAGCUUAAGAAAUUGUGCCCAAAAGCUUAUGAGUAUUUGGAUAAUGUAGAUCCAUCCAUGUGGUCUAGGUCAUAUUUCACAGACUAUUGUAAGAGUGACCUGCUUGUGAAUAAUUUGUUAGAGAGUUUCAACUCAUACAUUUUAGAUGCUAGGGACAAGCCUAUAGUAACCAUGAUUGGAAAGAUUAGGAGAAAGCUGAUGAGGAGGUUCCAAUUGAAGAGGGAAGGGAUGUCUAAAUUGACAAGGAAAAUAUGUCCCAAAAUUCAAGCAAAGUUUGACAAUGAAGGUUUGAAGUCUUCUGAUUGUGUGUCAAUAUAUGCUGGAAAUGGUUUAUUUGAGGUUGAGUGUAGAGAUCAAAGGUUUGUUGUGAACUUGAGCAAGACGACAUGUUGUAGCAAGUGGGAUCUUACUAGCAUCCCAUGUUGGCAUGCCAUAUCUGCCAUACUAUUUGAUGGAAGUGCACCUGAAGAUUAUGUACAUCCUUAUUACACAAUUGAGACAUACACAAAGGCAUAUGAGCCAAUAAUUUACCCUGUGGCUAGCAUGGAACAGUGGAGAAGGACAUCAAUAGAUCCUUUGGAACCACCCAAGGAUGAGAUACAACGUGGUAGACCCAAGAGAAAGAGAAAGAGGCAUCCUUCAAAACCCAAAAACCCACAUAAGCUAAGCAAGGCUGGUACCAUCAUCAAGUGCUCUGAGCGUAAGAAGGUGGGAUAUAAUAGCAGAACAUGUCCAUCCAAAAAAGACAAGGGUACAGUGUCUACCAAUGCUAAGAAGACACCUACAACAAACAAGAAGCAAGCAGCUAGAGGUGCAAGGGCUACUGCUGCAAGUGCCGUAGAUUCAAGGGCUGGAGGUGUAAGGGCUAUUGCUGCAAGUGAUGUAGAUUCAAGGGCUGGAGGUUCAAGGACUGUUGCAGCAAGUGCUGUAGAUUCAAGGGCUGGAGGUUCAAGGGCUGUUGCUGCAAGUUCUACUAGUGUAAGAACUUCAACGGCACCAUUAACAAUAUAUGGUGGUGGUGCUAAUAGUGAGUGUGUGGUGGUGCCAACUUUGGGAAAAGCCAUUCAAAGGAUGCAAGCUAAGAAGUAG